Adelges cooleyi (spruce gall adelgid) is the source of this 839-nucleotide messenger RNA. RefSeq names its product eukaryotic translation initiation factor 4E-like. Gene Ontology annotation, biological process: translational initiation. The record is from RefSeq and is a predicted model, not a curated record. The transcript has 5 exons. Bases 134 to 736 code for a protein of 200 amino acids. Gene Ontology annotation, molecular function: translation initiation factor activity; RNA 7-methylguanosine cap binding. Gene Ontology annotation, cellular component: cytoplasm; eukaryotic translation initiation factor 4F complex. NCBI's taxonomy places the organism in Eukaryota, Metazoa, Arthropoda, Insecta, Hemiptera, Adelgidae.
CUUUGUAUCAUUAUUUUCCAUGCGGUAAUCGGAAAUCAGUUAGAUUUUAGAAAUUAGGUUGGAGGUUCGAAGAAUAAUUGCCGUUCUAUAAAAUUUCGCUCAACACUAACUAUCGAAAAAAUAUUCAUAGGUAAUGAAAAAUCUAUGUAAUAACAAUAAAAUAAAUGCGGAAAUGACGGAAAACAGUAAUAUUGAUGUCCAUUUGUUGAGAGAUUCUUGGAAGUUGUGGUACUGGAAAUUCAACACUGUCGCACCGCUCGAUUGGAUUGACAAUUUAAAUGGUUUGUGUGAAUUCGAUAGUGUUGAAAAGUUUUGGAGCAUCUUUAAUCAUAUCAAAAUGCCGAGUACACUCAAAAUUGGUUGUGAUUAUUCUGUAUUUAAAACCGAUAUAAAACCAAUGUGGGAAGACAAAUCUAAUAAGAAUGGUGGACGUUGGCUGAUAAAGGACAACGGUAUGUUGGAUCAGUAUUGGAUGGAUUUGUUAAUGAGCAUGAUUGGAGGAAUGUAUGAACCAUAUAAUGAUAAUAUAUGUGGCAUUGUUUACAAUAGACGUCAAUAUAGUAAAUUGUCAAUUUGGAUUUCUACAUGUGAACCAAGUGUUGUUAAUGAUAUAGGGUCCAAACUCAAAGAUUAUUUGAAUGUUAAAGAAAGAAUAGUUUUUGAAAAACACAGCGAUACAUCGACAAAAAAAAAGUCAACUCCGUUUAUCACUAUUCCUAGACAAAUGACACUUUGAAUUGUUUAACUAAAUUUAUAAAAAAAAAGUCUUCUUAAGGAAGACUUUAACUUUAAACAAAUUGUGAAAAACAAUGAUUACGAUACACAUAAAAUUAAAAUUU